GAAACGUAAAAAUAGCAAACGAAAGAAAGUCGAAAUAAAGCAGGCGAGGAAAUUAAUUUUUUUGGAUAAGACAAUUUUUGAAACGUUGGAACAGUAAAUUUUCCCACGACACACUUUCAAACAAUUGGUAGCAGCGAGAUGAAUAAAUUGAAGUCCACACAAAAAGAUAAAGUGAAACGAUUCAUAUCGCUAACACAGACGGGCGAGCAAACGGCUAUAUACUGCCUCCAACAAAAUGAUUGGAAGUUGGAGUUAGCUAGUGAUAAUUAUUUUCAAAAUCCAGAAUAUUAUUAUCGCGAAUUAGAUCGCAAACGUAUUGAACAGCUCUUCCUGCGCUAUCGCGAUCCAUGUGAACCCCAGAAGAUUAACGCAGAUGGAGUUAUACGUUUCUUAGAUGAUCUGGCGCUGAGUCCUGAAUCAAAAUUGGUACUAAUAAUUGCCUGGAAAUUUCGCGCUGAAGUGCAAUGUGAAUUCAAACAUGAUGAAUUUGUGAAUGGUAUGGCAGAUCUCGGUGUGGACAGUGUAGAUAAGCUCAAAGCGAAAUUGCCACAACUGGAAAUGGAGUUAAAUGAUAUAGCUAAAUUUAAGGACUUCUAUCAGUUUACUUUCAACUAUGCAAAGGAUCCUGGACAGAAGGGCAUCGAUUUAAAUAUGGCCAUUGUCUACUGGAAGAUUGUGCUGAGUAGCCGAUUUAAAUUCUUGGAUCUGUGGUGUAGGUUUUUAGAGGAGAAGCAUAAACGUUCCAUACCUAAAGACACCUGGAAUUUACUGCUGGAUUUCGCUACACACAUUGAUGACAAUAUGAGUAACUAUGAUUCAGAAGGAGCAUGGCCGGUGCUUAUCGAUGAUUUUGUUGAGUGGUGUCAUGAAAAUCAUUUAAUGGCAACGCAGCCACAUCAACCACAACAACAACAGCAGCAACAACAACAUCAUCAGCUACUUCAACAACAGCUUGCUAACCAGUAUCAGCCUCAAAUACAGUCUAUGCAGGUACAGCAACAACAACAGCAGCGAAAUUUAUCAAGCAGUUAUCAGCCGACCUCGCAUAGUGCAAACAUUAAUUAUGGCUAACGUUUAUUUAAUAUCUUAAUUAUUUUAAUAAUAAAUUUGCUUUUAUUCUUAUUAUUAUAAAUAAUUAUAGUAUAAACAUUGAA
Zeugodacus cucurbitae (melon fly) is the source of this 1154-nucleotide messenger RNA. RefSeq names its product DCN1-like protein (gene SCCRO). The record is from RefSeq and is a predicted model, not a curated record. Gene Ontology annotation, biological process: protein neddylation; positive regulation of ubiquitin-protein transferase activity. Gene Ontology annotation, molecular function: cullin family protein binding; ubiquitin-like protein binding; ubiquitin conjugating enzyme binding. NCBI's taxonomy places the organism in Eukaryota, Metazoa, Arthropoda, Insecta, Diptera, Tephritidae. Gene Ontology annotation, cellular component: ubiquitin ligase complex. The transcript is spliced from 3 exons. The coding region runs from base 139 to 1071 and encodes 310 amino acids.